Messenger RNA from Lagenorhynchus albirostris (white-beaked dolphin), 2877 nucleotides. It is a transcript of the gene VHL, whose product is annotated as von Hippel-Lindau tumor suppressor. The record is from RefSeq and is a predicted model, not a curated record. Lineage: Eukaryota; Metazoa; Chordata; Mammalia; Artiodactyla; Delphinidae. The transcript has 3 exons.
AUGCUCGGGAGGGCGGGGAACGCGGAAGAGGCAGAGACCGGCGCGGAGGAGGCGGACGUGGAGGAGGCGGACGCGGAGGAGGCGGACGCGGAGCAGUGCGGUUCGGUAUAGUCCCACACGGAGGAGCUCGGCUGCCAGCAGGAGAUGGAGGCUGGGCGGCCGCGGCCGAUGCUGCGCUCAGUGAAUACUCGCGAGCCGUCCCAGGUCAUCUUCUGCAACCGCAGCCCGCGCGUGGUGCUGCCCGUGUGGCUCAACUUCGACGGCGAGCCGCAGCCCUACCCGACGCUGCCCCCCGGCACGGGCCGCCGCAUCCAUAGCUACCGAGGUCAUCUUUGGCUCUUCCGAGAUGCUGGGACAUCUGAUGGGCUCCUAGUUAACCAGACUGAGCUGUUUGUGCCGUCUCUCAAUGUUGAUGGACAGCCUAUUUUUGCAAACAUCACACUGCCAGUGUACACCCUGAAAGAGCGCUGCCUCCAGGUUGUGCGAAGCCUAGUCAAGCCUGAGGAUUACAGGAGACUGGACAUCGCGAGAUCCCUCUACGAAGAUUUGGAGGACCACCCAAAUGUGUGGAAGGACCUGGAGCGGUUGACCCAGGAGCAUAUUGAAAAUCAGCGGAUGGCAGAGGAGACUGACGAUUUUAAUUGAAAUUUACACUCCUGGGUCUCGGCUUUUGACAGUCCUGACAAGUCUUGAUCUAGACCUAGGACUGGUCACUUUUUCUCGGCUUCAAAGUGUCUCAUUCUUGGAGUCAAAAAGCUCCAUUGCUUAAAAGAAAGUUAACUGACCUCACUACUGGGCGCUGUGAUGUUUAAGGGCAAAUAUCACAAAAUGUAAUUUAAUGCCUGUCCCUUCUAGAAGUAUUUAUGAAGGUAAAGUAGUUGCAUUUUUGCCUCCUAGUGCAUCAGGAAAGUUUCUGUGUAAGGACUUUUGUGUAAGUAAUUGAGUGAGAAUUGUAGCUUAUUCUUGAGUUGUAGGAAAGCAGUGACAUCUGCUUUUCAUUCCUGUAUUGUGGUUGGUGAUGUCCCCGCGUCCCGCACUGAGAGACCAAGAUGUCAUUGGGGCAGGGGCAUAGCGGUCUGCUCUUUGAGACUCCAGUGCCUCGCACGUUAUGAGCCUUCCCUCAGUGUUUAUUGAAUGAACAAACCAGUGGCUACUUUGGUAGAAAGUGUUAGAGGUUUUCACCCUUUUUUUGAGGGCGGGUGGUAAUGGGGACCUUAAAGUAUAUACAGUAAACAAAUGUUUUAAAGGGCAUCAAUUUUAUAGAAAGCAGUUUUUAUAAUUUUCUAAGUUGUGGCUUUUCUCUGCCCACUGUUGUCGCAGAGCUGUUUUAUUUCUGUUUCUAAGCCAGGAUUAGCUUUCUACAGUUCUUAUUGAUGAUAGCUUUUUUGAAACUUGCUAUGUGCACAGAAGAUAGGAGAUACUUGUUUAAUCAUAGUAUUAAAGAGCUACUCCUAAAAAAAAAAAAAAAGGGGGGGCUUCCCUGGUGGCAUAGUGGUUGAGAGUCCUCCUGCCGAUGCAGGGGACACGGGUUCGUGCCCCGGUCCGGGAGGAUCCCACAUGCCGCGGAGCAGCUGGGCCCGUGAGCCGUGGCCGCUGAGCCUGCGCGUCCGGAGCCUGUGCUCCACAACGGGGAGAGGCCACAACAGUGAGAGGCCCGUGUACCGCAAAAAAAAAAAAAAAAAAAAAAAGAGCUACUCCUGUACUAUAAAUAGGUUUUUGCCAAAUGUGGGUACUUCUGUUCCUUUUUGUAAAUCCAUGACAUUUUUGUUCGAUUCAGCAAUUUUUCAUCAGUAGGGAUCUGGUGACACUUUGCACCUGCCUGGAGGAGAGGACAAAGCCCUCCAGCCUCUUGGAAGUUACUGCUAACACACUGUGGAUUCAGCGGGUAGCCUGGAAUGUUUUCUAGUUUUAUACAUGUACAGAUCCUUUCCGAUAGACUGGACUUAAAUUCAUUAAAUUCAAUACUUCUAUCAGGCCUCCUUUUUUGGUAGCUAAUUGUUAAAAAAACCAAAAAACUAAAAACAAAACUCUCCAGUAGAGAAAGUGUUGGAAGAGACAGAAAAGUAAAGGAAGAGAAAAGAUCCAAUUAGGUACACUACUUAAAUACAACCACUAACUUAACAUUUUGAACUUUUAGCCUUUUUUUGGCUUGGUUUUACGUAGUAGUUGAGAUCAUACUGAAUAUAAAGUUUUGUAUUCUACGUUCUCAUUUAACUUUAUAACUUAAAUAUUUUUCCAUGGUAUUAUAAGCUCUUCAUAGACAUGAGUGCAGCCUUCCUUUUAUAAAUAACGUUGGGCUAUUUCUUGGCAUCUUUAUUAGUCCCUUUGAGCACAGUUCCUAUGCUCUGAUAUCAGAGUGAAGCGAAUGAAUCGAACGCCGUACAGUUUUCCCACCUAAUCUUAUUCUCCUCUUUCAACAUUCAGCAAGUAAAAUGGGCUUUUUUUUUUUUCUUUAGCCUGUUGUGGUACUCAUUCAGUGACACACCUGUAAUUUUUUAUCUAAUUUUUUUGUCGAAUUGUUGGGUAGGGAAGAAGAAAUGCUGGUACAGAGGCAGCCAUAUGAUUUCGAAAGUGGGAUAGGAUGGGAGAUUUAAGGAAGCCUGCUGGUGCUCAAUUAGUUCAGUGUUGGUUUUAUUAUUUUUUAAACCUGUCUUUGUGUCAAAAUGAGAUUUCAUGUUCCUGUCAAAACUUGCAAUUUGAGUACUGUGUUUUUUGUGUUGUCCAAGGAAGAUUGAAAACCUAUAGCAUGUAUGUACUCAUUUGAAAUCUUAAGAAUGUAUUAAAUGUAUUAAUUUUAAGAAACUGUGAUCUUAUCUAUUUUUGACUUAAAAAAAAAGCUUUUUUGGAUACAUUAAAUGGUGCUAAGUAAAAGAAAUA